This is a messenger RNA of Naegleria fowleri, 1269 nucleotides long. RefSeq lists its product as uncharacterized. Lineage: Eukaryota; Heterolobosea; Eutetramitea; Acrasida; Naegleriidae. The record is from RefSeq and is a predicted model, not a curated record. Bases 1 to 1269 code for a protein of 422 amino acids. The transcript is spliced from 2 exons.
AUGACAAAUGCUAGAAGUUUUUUAAGAGAGAUUGGAAAUGAGCAAUGGAUACCUGAUGACUUUGGAUGUUCAAAUAUUUCGUUAUGGACGAAUUAUGGAAUUCAGCCUGUUUUAGUGAGAUCGGGUGAAGUUGUGUGGUAUUAUAGUUUUGUGGUUUUUGAGAAUAUUGGAAAGAGCUAUGAUGUUUGCACGAAAGUGAGAAGAUGGAAAGAAUCUCUGCAAUUAUCAUGUGAUGCUCUGUUUUGUGACUUUAAUGGAACUACAGACUUGGUAACGUUUAUUGAAAGAGAGACAAAUUUUUCAACAACAAUAUACGAUUGGAUCAAUUAUUGUCAAUAUUGUACGAAUGAUAGAACCCUGAGAUCCUACAAACAACAGAAUUCAUACAGUCCAAGUAACUUGAAAACAUGUAUUUCAAAAGAUGAAAAAGACAUGUAUCAAGCGAAAGAAAAUACUCAACGGAGUGACGAUAUCAAGUGUGGUAUUAAGCGAGUUUGUACUAACUUUGCAGGUAUAUUUGAAGUCGCCUACGCAACAAGUACUACAUCUACCGUCAUUGGUAAUAUGGGAAUUGCUAUGGUUUUUGCAAGUCUCUUUACGUGGGUGUUGAGAUGGGUAUCAUUGGUGUUGCUUAUCAAGACCAAACGUACCAGAAUGGUCAUAAUACUAUACAGUCUAUUAGCAAUUUUGUUCAUUUUGGUUGGAAUUGCUCUGCCAAUUGUCAUGACAAUACUUGGAGACUUGAAAUCGAUUGUUCACUUUUUCUCCUACUACUCAGCUGCAAUGUCUGCAGGGACUGUAUUCUUAUUCGUCAUUUCAUCAGCAUGGAUUUAUUGGGCAAUGAAGCAAAUUUCAGAUGUGGACAUUUUCAACUCUUCCGUAAGUAACUGUUUUCGUUGUGACUCAAUUAUUUACUUUUUGGCCAUAUCGAAUUCUCUAAUAGUUUUUGAAAUUUGUAGGGUUGUUUGCCGUGUCUUGUUUCCUAUUUUCUUUCUGUUAUAUGGUUAUAUCGACAGUACCAGGUGGUUUUUCAAUGGAUUAAUUGCUGGUGUUAUUAACAUUGCCAUUCAUUCUUCGCUUGUCGCCAUCUCAAACGGGUUAACGUACUCUGAAUUUGAUAAGGAAGAUUUUUAUGAAUGCUUGAAUUAUUUAAUUUGCAGAAAAGCCAAACAUGAAAAAGGACAAAUAGAGAGCACACCAAUGUCAGCAAAUUCUGAUCCAAAUUCUUCCUAUUACUCACAAUUAUUAACCUCUGAACAUGAAAAAUAA